AUGGGCGGUUACGGGAGCUAUGGAGGGUAUGGCGGCUACGGAGGAUAUGGAGGAUACGGCGGUUAUGGUGGCAUGGGCAUGGGAAUGGGUGGAAUGGGGAUGGGGAUGGGAGGUAUGGGAAUGGGCAUGCCAGGACAACCGGGUGACGUCUCCUUGACUCAAAGGAUGGAAUCUGGCACACAAGCAACAUUCGAGCUAAUCUCUUCAAUUGUUGGCGCUUUUGGUGGUUUUGCACAAAUGCUAGAAAGUACAUUCAUGGCAACUCACUCAAGCUUUUUUGCAAUGGUUGGCGUUGCUGAUCAAUUUGCUCAUUUGAGAAAUUACCUAGGUCAAGUUUUGAGCAUCUUUGCAUUAGCAAGAUAUUUGAAGAACUUGUUCUUGCGUGCUACAGGUCGUGCACCUGCCGUUGAUCUGAACCCAAGGGAAUUCGGAGAAUUUGCCAAGCAUGGAGGAGCGAUCGCCGGUCCCAAUGGAGCACCAGGUGCAAAAGCCCGACCAAGCAAACGACCUUUGGUUGUUUUCUUUUUGGCCGUUGUUGGUUUACCUUAUUUGAUGGGUAAAUUGGUUCGCUUGAUCACCGCUCGUCAAGAAGAAGAAAGACUAAGAUUGGAACAACAAGCUGGAGAACCAUUGGAUCCUAGCAAAUUGACUUUCGUACGUUCGAUGUACGUUUAUAAUGCUUCUGAUCCACUAGAGCUCAGCUUGAAAUCGAACGACAUCGUUGCCGUUUUGAGUAAAGUGGAUCCGUCAACAGGACAAGAAUCACAAUGGUGGAAAGGCAGAACGCGAGAUGGAAGGAUUGGAUGGUUCCCUAGCACAUACGUUGAAUCCUUGGAAACGGCAAAAGAACGAGCAUCAAAAUCGAACGAAGCCGGUAAAGCAUAA
Meira miltonrushii is the source of this 885-nucleotide messenger RNA. RefSeq lists its product as uncharacterized. The record is from RefSeq and is a predicted model, not a curated record. Gene Ontology annotation, biological process: protein import into peroxisome matrix, docking. Gene Ontology annotation, cellular component: peroxisome; peroxisomal importomer complex; peroxisomal membrane. Gene Ontology annotation, molecular function: protein binding. The coding region runs from base 1 to 885 and encodes 294 amino acids. The transcript is spliced from 3 exons. NCBI's taxonomy places the organism in Eukaryota, Fungi, Basidiomycota, Exobasidiomycetes, Exobasidiales, Brachybasidiaceae.